GAAUCGUACCCUGGAACGUUCGUGUCAUAUUUGAUUUGACUGAAAGAAACGUCAAAUAUUUAUUUAUUGACAUCUUCGUUUCACUUACUCUUCGUUGUUUUUAUAAUAAAUUGUUUGGACAUGGAGAAAUGGUAAAUAAAACUAUGUCAGGUGACCGUGAUCAAAGUCCUACAAGUACUAUCAACUUAGCUGAUCCCGAAGAAGCUGUGCUAAUGGAUCCCAUAGACUAUGAACGCUGUCGAUACCCUUACUGUAUAGUUUGGACCCCAAUACCUGUUCUCACUUGGAUAUUUCCUUUCCUUGGACAUAUGGGCAUUUGUACAUCAUCAGGUGUAAUCCGAGACUUUGCGGGCCCAUACUUUGUAUCUGAAGAUUUGAUGGCAUUUGGAAAUCCAACAAAAUAUUGGCAAUUAUCUCCACAAAAGGCAAAUAAUGGUCAGGCAGGGUGGGAUGCUGCUGUUGCUGAAGCUUCUGAAAUUUAUAAGAAAAGAAUGCACAUACUGUUCUAUGACAACUGUCAUUCCCAUGUGGCAACUGCUCUGAACAUAAUGAGUUACGGAGGCUGCAAGAACUGGAACAUGGUGAAGCUAGCAUUCUACAUGAUACCAUACUCUAGUUAUGUCAGCAUUGGAGGGUUUCUCAAAACAUGGAUUCCAUUUUUGAUAAUAGUUGCAUUUAUAGUUGGUUUAGCAGCAAUUAUUUAGAUGCAAUGACAAAUCUGAUACUGUCCCAGUACUAUGCUUUCUGAUUGAUGGUGUGAGCUGUUGUAUUGAAGACUUUGUGUGUGGUGGAUAUCAUUGGUGCUGGAAGUGUGAUGGAGACUGGUAGUGAGCUGGAGCUGGACAGGUUGUUCCACACAAAUAUAAGAUAGUUAAUAUUGUUUAUAGUAUUGGUUAUGUGCUAUUUGUAUUGAUAAGUUACACACAACUGUUAUGGUACAUUCUGGUUUAUAAUAUAUUCUCUAAAUUAUGUUUCUGAAGCACCUGCAGUAAACUUGUCUAUUUAGUAUUCUAUUUGUAUUAUUCUUGGUUAAUCACAGAAGCCAUGUCUAUAUGGUUACUUAUAAUAAAUGUAACACAUUUGUUUAUGUUUUAUUUGUCUGGCGAAUCACAUAGUCGAGAAGGAAUUGUCUUAUUUAUACAAUAAAAAUAGUUUUAUUUCGA
Spodoptera litura is the source of this 1163-nucleotide messenger RNA. Its product is annotated as transmembrane protein 222. NCBI's taxonomy places the organism in Eukaryota, Metazoa, Arthropoda, Insecta, Lepidoptera, Noctuidae. The record is from RefSeq and is a predicted model, not a curated record.